Messenger RNA from Colossoma macropomum (tambaqui), 2120 nucleotides. RefSeq lists its product as uncharacterized. Gene Ontology annotation, molecular function: protein binding. The record is from RefSeq and is a predicted model, not a curated record. The transcript has 13 exons. NCBI's taxonomy places the organism in Eukaryota, Metazoa, Chordata, Actinopteri, Characiformes, Serrasalmidae. The coding region runs from base 756 to 2120 and encodes 454 amino acids.
CCCAGCGCCUGAGAGCUCUGUGAGUGAACUUUCACCAUCAGACGGAAUGUUUUCAGCGACUACAUGUUUAAUUAAUAAACUGUGCUCGAAUAUAAACCUUAAUAGUGCUGUAAAUUUAAGAUUUUAGUUUCAGUAGUGCCGUGUUCUCGUUAAUUAGCUAGCGCUAGUUAGCUGGCUGUUCUAGCCUGUUAGCUCAGCCCUGACGGGGCAUUUAAGGCCUUUAACCUGCCUCCCUGUAUCAGCCCGUUUAUCGAGACAGUUCGCGCUACGAUGCCUAUGAAUGUUUAACGCGUCUUCCGUAGAGAAGCUGGUGAAGUGUUUAAGGGUGAAAGCUUGGUAAUGAGGAGGAAGAGCCCGACAAACGACGCUGUUUUCCACAUCACCGCCGGCCGCGACAGAGCGGGGCUGGAUGUGAAGUACAUUGGUUCGUUUAAAGGUGAGCAGAGCAGGUAGAUCAGCUUUGACUGAACCUCGACACAGAGAAGGUCGUGUUAGCGCGGUCUGUGGUUGCUGAUUAAGGCAGGGGAGUGUUUGCCGUGACGAACUUCGCGAGAGGAGAGUUCGUGCUGGAGUACAGAGGAGACCUGAUCAGUGCGGAGGAGAGUCGGAGAAGACAGCGGGUUUAUCACAGCGCCGUGAAAGCGUUCCUGUUCGACUUCAUCUGGCACGGAAAGCUCUGGACCAUUGAUGCUGCAAGGGAUGAUGGCACACUUGGAAGACUGGUUAAUGACGACCACAUUAACCCCAACUGUAAAAUGAAGAGAAUCAUUGUGGAGGGAAGGCCACAUUUGUGCCUUUUUGCUUUAAGAGACAUAACACCUGGAGAGGAGAUUACGUAUAAUUAUGGAGAUGGUGAUUGUCCCUGGAGGAGUGAGGUGACAAAAAGUGGAAUGGAAGCAGACAACAAUCAUCUGGAGUCAGAAGGUGCCUCUGGAGAUGAUCAGCAUUGCACCAAGCAUUUACAGCACAAAUCUGCUUUUGGCGUCCAGAUGACAAAAAAUGAAAUGGAAGCAGGAAGUAAUCGUCUGGAGUCAGAUGGUGCCUCUGGAGGCACAGCAUCACAGCAUGAGUCUACUUUCUGUAACGAGAUGACAAAAAAUGGAACGGAAGCAGCCAGUAAUCGUCUGGAGUCAGAUGGUACCUCUGGAGACGAUCACCGUCACACCCAGCAUUCACAGCAUGAGUCUACUUUCUGUAAUGAGAUGACAAAAAAUGGAACGGAAGCAGCCAGUAAUCGUCUGGAGUCAGAUGGUACCUCUGGAGACGAUCACCGUCACACCCAGCAUUCACAGCAUGAGUCUACUUUCUGUAAUGAGAUGACAAAAAAUGGAACGGAAGCAGCCAGUAAUCGUCUGGAGUCAGAUGGUACCUCUGGAGACGAUCACCAUCACACCCAGCAUUCACAGCAUGAGUCUACUUUCUGUAACGAGAUGACAAAAAAUGGAAUGGAAGCAGCCAGUAAUCGUCUGGAGUCAGAUGGUACCUCUGGAGACGAUCACCAUCACACCCCGCAUUCACAGCAUGAGUCUACUUUCUGUAACGAGAUGACAAAAAAUGGAACGGAAGCAGCCAGUAAUCGUCUGGAGUCAGAUGGUACCUCUGGAGACGAUCACCGUCACACCCAGCAUUCACAGCAUGAGUCUACUUUCUGUAAUGAGAUGACAAAAAAUGGAACGGAAGCAGCCAGUAAUCGUCUGGAGUCAGAUGGUACCUCUGGAGACGAUCACCGUCACACCCAGCAUUCACAGCAUGAGUCUACUUUCUGUAAUGAGAUGACAAAAAAUGGAACGGAAGCAGCCAGUAAUCGUCUGGAGUCAGAUGGUACCUCUGGAGACGAUCACCAUCACACCCAGCAUUCACAGCAUGAGUCUACUUUCUGUAACGAGAUGACAAAAAAUGGAACGGAAGCAGCCAGUAAUCGUCUGGAGUCAGAUGGUACCUCUGGAGACGAUCACCAUCACACCCAGCAUUCACAGCAUGAGUCUACUUUCUGUAACGAGAUGACAAAAAAUGGAACGGAAGCAGCCAGUAAUCGUCUGGAGUCAGAUGGUACCUCUGGAGACGAUCACCGUCACACCCAGCAUUCACAGCAUGAGUCUACUUUCUGUAACGAGGUAUGA